Molecule: messenger RNA, 927 nt
Organism: Rubroshorea leprosula
Lineage: Eukaryota; Viridiplantae; Streptophyta; Magnoliopsida; Malvales; Dipterocarpaceae
Source: the annotation of a GenBank genome assembly
GUCCAGCGUUUAGUUUGUUGUCCGCACUGUCCCGAUCUACCUGUCAAGCUCGUGAGUCGUGACAGACAAACCUUCAAAAAUAUCCCGCUCUCUAUUAUUACUCUCCCUCUCUCUCUUCCCCCAUAAAUCCAUUCUCCUCUCAUUUCUGCAAGAAACCAGACACCCCCCCGAUCUUGCCGAUUCAUCAUGAGGGAGAUUCUUCACGUACAAGGAGGCCAAUGCGGCAACCAAAUCGGCUCAAAGUUUUGGGAGGUCAUCUGCGAUGAGCACGGCGUUGAUCCUACCGGAAGGUACCAGGGAGACGGAUCCUCCGAUCUUCAACUGGAGCGCAUCAAUGUGUAUUACAAUGAGGCCUCUGGUGGCAGGUACGUGCCUCGGGCUGUUCUUAUGGAUCUUGAACCUGGUACCAUGGAUAGUAUCAGAUCCGGUCCCUAUGGCCAGAUCUUCAGGCCCGAUAACUUUGUGUUCGGGCAGUCUGGUGCUGGAAACAACUGGGCCAAAGGUCAUUACACUGAGGGAGCGGAGCUGAUCGACGCUGUUCUUGAUGUUGUUCGCAAGGAGGCGGAGAAUUGUGAUUGCCUGCAAGGUUCUGCUGGAGUUUCUGGAUCAUUUCGAAGAUUUAUGGCUCUUGAUGACCAUUAAUUCUCCUGGUAUGGUAUAUUGUGCUAUGAACCUUCGUUUUGAGCUGGUUCUAGUUUAACUUCGAAGUGAUGAACAAUCGUGUUUACAGAAAAUGCUAUUAUUUCAUGAAAUAAAAACUCUGAAUGAUUCGAUCUUUUGGUAAUUGUAGUUAAUUUCUUCUUCUUUGGCUACCAAUCAUGAAUUUGGAAUAUGAUUGGCAUUAUUCACUGUGGAUGUGAUGUGCAAGGGCUGGCCUGCAUGUUUCCCACUGCCAUCCUUUGUGUUUAAUCAAAUGUUUGUUUCUUC